AUGAAAAGUGAAUUUAUUUACAAACAUUUUAAACUUUCUAAAUCCACUAGCCGUGUGGGGCACGACAUCUUGAAUUCAAGCAGCUAUCCUACACUAAAUAUAAACAUAAUAACUAAUGAUAGAAUAAUAACAAAUUGCUAUUUUGCUACAUACUAUGUGACAAAUAACACUGUCUCGACCAAGAAGACAACCGAAACAGUUAAAUUUAAUGGAAAAAUACUAGGAAUUAAGUUAGAUGAACAACCAUUCUUUCAUAAUGAAAAUUUUGAACAACCUAAGUCCUAG
Messenger RNA from Hepatospora eriocheir, 285 nucleotides. NCBI's taxonomy places the organism in Eukaryota, Fungi, Microsporidia, Hepatosporidae. The record is from the annotation of a GenBank genome assembly.